Molecule: messenger RNA, 520 nt
Organism: Colletotrichum navitas
Lineage: Eukaryota; Fungi; Ascomycota; Sordariomycetes; Glomerellales; Glomerellaceae
Exons: 3
Coding region: 1-465 (154 amino acids)
Source: RefSeq, a predicted model, not a curated record
AUGGCUACUGGCACCCAAUUCUACACCGUACAUCGUGUAGUUCAAUGCACGAAAGUGGCACUGGAGUUCCCAUCCAGCUGGGGCGGUUCAGUACGAAUCGGACAGAAACUCAGAAGCUUCGCUACCAACAGUUCCGCUCUUGUGAUGGACAGGGCUCAAUGGACCACAGUCGUCGUUGGCCCAGACACCCAGUUGGCUUGGCAUACCCUUCUAUGCAAUGUCUCAGAAAGGAAUACCAAAAUUCAAUAUGAACAAUAUGGGGUAUUGCCAUGCACUCUCAUUAUGAAGAGCGAUUGGUGUUUGCGUCCUCGGCAACGCACUUCUCUAUGCUAUCUUGUCACCGCCAAUGUGCUAGCCCGUCGGCAUCCUCCUAGUGGAGUAAGGACAGAUAAUGUAUGCUGGGGCCUCGGUCCGGCUCUCGGCGCCAAUUGCCUGGGAGGAUCCUCAGUGGGUAUCAACUCGUAAGAACGACCUGGUACUGUAGCAUUCGUGGCGUUUGUGACCGCACAAAGCUCAUAAA